AUGGGUUCCAAACCAUGUUGCUGCGAAUCACCUAGAAACUCAAUGAAAGAAAUCAAAAUUAUAAUUAACUAGAUAAGCUAAGAAUUUCAGAUACCAGUCAAUACUCCAUCAAAACCUGAACCUUUGUAAAUGAUGCAAUCUCUUAAAGAAGAAGAUGAUUUUGGAUUAUUUUUGGUAAUGGAAUAAUAUGAGAGACUACUAAUUAAACAAAAUAAAAGGAACAAGUCAUAUUCUCCCUCAUAUUAAAUAAAGACUGAAACCAAAGACUUCACAACUUUAUACAACUUUAAAAAGCACUUAUAAAAGUUUGAUCUCAAAAAAUCAAAAUCUUUAACUAAUUCAAAAAUAUCAACUGCAAGUCAAAGAUCUGCAAUUAAGAGUAUACUCAAGUAGAAACUAACAUAAAAUUAAAUAUCAUAUAAAUAAUAAAUUUCCGAUCCACAGAGAUCAAUCAAAAGUGUGCAUUUUGACCAUGUUUUGAGUCCUAAAAAUAGGAUUUCAAGAUAAUCACAAUUCGCAAAAAAGAGGAUAUUUAUUAAGUCCUACUUUUGA
Molecule: messenger RNA, 552 nt
Organism: Paramecium octaurelia
Lineage: Eukaryota; Ciliophora; Oligohymenophorea; Peniculida; Parameciidae
Source: the annotation of a GenBank genome assembly